This is a messenger RNA of Acipenser ruthenus (sterlet), 8478 nucleotides long. RefSeq names its product stabilin-1-like. NCBI's taxonomy places the organism in Eukaryota, Metazoa, Chordata, Actinopteri, Acipenseriformes, Acipenseridae. Gene Ontology annotation, molecular function: hyaluronic acid binding. Gene Ontology annotation, biological process: cell adhesion. Bases 348 to 8048 code for a protein of 2566 amino acids. The transcript has 69 exons. The record is from RefSeq and is a predicted model, not a curated record.
AGUUGGCAUUGUUAAUUAGUUAGUAAUAGUUUCUUUCUUCUUUAAAGGUGCAGGAUCUUGCCAUCCAAUCAGCUGGCUAGAAAGGGUUUCCUUCCAGUGCUCCGAGCUGAUAUAGGAAAGGAAAUCCGUAGUUUUUUCUUGUUUUUUGUUCAGUUUUUGUUUCCCUUUGUCUUCUAUUAAAUGUAAAUCAGAUCCUUUCUAUGAAGGUUGUUUGUGAAAUCUGAAGUAUUUUUUCAUUCACUGGGGAGUCUUUCUGUAUGCAAAUAUUUGAUUGUGUCCCUGAGGAUUUCAGACUGAGCCAUACAGGCUUAUCUUGAGAAGUUUUUUUUUUUUCCUGCAGGUUUUAGAUGGGGGUGGCGGGGGGCCUGAUCAGUUUCAAGAUGUUUUUCCUUUUGGUUAUAUGUUUAAUGCUCUCAGCUGAGGCACAGAAGAAAACGGCACAGGACAGUCGAUGUGAUGCACGCAAUACUCUCCAGUUCAGCACAGUGUGCACCUCUUGCGCGGCCGUUCCUAGAGCAUGGUGUCCUCCAGGUUCCAGAAGGACCACCCAGAUCACUGGAGUCAAAGGCUGCAGUUACCUUGUAGACCUGGGAGAAGAAACCCUGACCCUGUCCGGUUGCAGUCAUACCUGUGAAAAAGAUGUCACCGAACACAAGUGCUGCCCUGGGUUCUGGGGACCUGACUGCAUGCCUUGUCCCAGCAAGUCUGGCAAGCCCUGCAAUUGGAAAGGUAUCUGCAUGGACGGAGUGACUGGGAAUGGAACUUGCAUUUGUGAGGCUGGGUUUAGUGGCUUUGCAUGUCAGGAGUGUAAAGAUGAAAAUGUAUAUGGGCCAGACUGUCAAUUAGAGUGUGACUGUGUUCAUGGAAUAUGCAGCUCUGGCAUUGGAGGAAAUGGAAGCUGCAUUUGUGAGACAGGAUACACUGGAGUAAGGUGUGACCAAGAAUCUCAGCUGUGUCAUGGUAUGGACUGUGGGGAGAAUUCUGUUUGCAAUGAAGGUGCUGGAGGGACUGCUGUCUGUGGCUGCAUGCCUGGCUUCCAGAAAACUGGACAGCAAUGCCUGCCUCAAGAUCCUUGUGCCCAGAACGUCUGUGAUCACAAUGCUGACUGUGUAAACCAUGGACAAAGGAAAUAUGAUUGCAGAUGUAAAGAAGCCUACCAAGGAGAUGGGAAAGUGUGUGUUCCAGUAAACCCAUGCUUGAUUGACAAUGGAGACUGUCCUACAAACUCAACAAACUGUGUAUAUAAAAGCGUAGGAAAGACAUUGUGUGUGUGUAAGAGUGGGAUGGAAGGAGCCAAUCCCUCAGCUGGCUGUACAUUAAAAGAUGUGUGCAAGAAAGACAGCUGCGACAAAAGUGCAAAAUGUGUAACGGGACUGGAUGGGACGGCUAGCUGUGUUUGCAAGAAGGGGCAGAUUUCUGAUGGUACGUUUUGCUAUGGAAACAUCAUAGAAAGGAUUUUGGAGCUGAACACAGAGUCAAGACAUAAAGGAAAACUUACCAGUGCGAUUAAUAUGUUCGAAAAGGGAUGUGAACUUGCCUUGAGCAAAAGACUAUUUACAGUAUUUGUUCCAGCCUCAACGUUCACAGUAACUGGGAUGUCAGAAAAGUACUUAUGCAAAUUGCACAUGAUUAUUGGCCUGCACAUGUUCAGUGAUUUACAAGACAAGGUGUUCUGGACACUGGGAGGGGAGCCAGUUCAUUUCAUGGCAGACAAGAGCUUUAGCUUCCAAAGAGAUCAAAGUAAAACGUACCGUAUACUGCAGAGUGACCUCGCCGCAGCCAAUGGGAUCAUUCACAUUAUCAACCAGCCAGUAACCAACAUCAGUCCAGAGCAUGCAGAAAAUGAGCAGGAUUCAAAGAAAACAAUUGAAGAAAUCAUAGCAAACCAACAUAAGUUCAGUAGAUAUCAAACACUGUUAGAGAACUGUGAAAUGUCUCCGAUAUUGGAAGGCCCUGGUCCUUUCACAGUAUUUGUACCAACCAACGAGGCAGUGGAUCAGCACAGAGAUGGCACUAUCAUAUAUCUACUUACAGAUGGAAAGAAAAAACUUCAAGAGCUUGUGAAACAUCACAUUUAUGCAUCAGCCUCGGUUACUGUAGACAGGCUGGCUGCCAUGCCCCAGAUCCUCACCAAGGCAAAUCAAAUAAUCACUGUUAACGUUACCAGUGAUGGCAGAAUUGUAUUGGGUGGCAAAGCAGUGGUUUUAAAUCAGCAGGAUAUUGUUGCAUCAAAUGGAAUCAUUCACGUCAUAGAUGGAAUUUUAAUUCCUCCUUCAAUUGUCCCAAUCCUGCCCCACAGAUGUGAUGUGACCGAGUAUAACAUCGUAAUGGGUCAGUGUGUGGAUUGCAGUAAACUGGACACCACGAGCUGUCCUUUAGGAAGCACAGAGCUGGACAAGUUUCACAAGGGCUGUGACUAUAUCUCCUCUGUUAUGAACAUAAUCACUAACAGGAGGGGUUGUGCCAAAUACUGCAACAGGACUGUUGUGAGACCUGAUUGCUGUAAGGGCUUUUAUGGCCCCGACUGCAAAGCUUGCCUGGGCGGAUUUCAAAAUCCGUGUUACCAGCAUGGGACAUGCAAUGAUGGGAUUCAAGGCAAUGGCACCUGCAGCUGUCUUCCAGAUUUUCAAGGCAUUGCCUGUCACAUUUGUUCCAACCCAAACAAACAUGGUGAAAUGUGUGAUGAAGAUUGCAAGUGCUUGCAUGGUGUUUGUGAUAACAGGCCUGGAAGCAAAGGGGUGUGCAGGAUCAAUUCCUGUGCAGAAGGUUACACAGGAGAAUUGUGCGACAGAGUAACAAAGCCUUGUGGCCCGUCUGGCUUGUCUCAGUAUUGCCAUAUAAACGCUGUCUGUGAUUACAGUGACAAUACAAGGUGUGUUUGCCGGAAUGGGUAUGAAGGAGAUGGCUUUUCUUGUCAGGAAAUGAACCCCUGUCAGAAGGCUGACCGAGGUGGCUGUUCUGCAAAUGCAAGGUGCAUCUACACAAGCCCAGGCAAUGCCACCUGCAUUUGUAAUGAAGGCUGGGCAGGGGAUGGGCAAGCCUGUGUGGAGAUUGACAACUGUUUACUUAAUAACAGAGGAGGCUGCCAUUACAAUGCAGACUGUAUAACUCAGGGUCCUGGACAGAGCGAGUGUGUGUGUAAGAAGAACUAUAUGGGAGAUGGUUAUAACUGUGACAUAAUAAACCCCUGUUUGCAAAGCAAUGGAGGCUGUCAUUCCUUGGCUAAGUGCAAGCCUCUUGGAGAUGGUGAACGAGAGUGUCUUUGCCCUGAGGGUUAUGGAGGGGAUGGAGCUAUAUGCUACGGAAACAUUUUAACAGAACUGGCAAGCAAUUCCAACUUCUUCAGUUUUUAUCAGUGGAUCAAGAGUUCCUCAUUGUCUAACCCAGAAGGCAAUGUAACUGUCCUGGUGCCAUCUGAAAAUGCCAUAAAGGGUUUGAAAGAAGAGGUUCGAGAAUUCUGGAUGAAGCCUUACAUGCUGCCAUUUCUAGUCCGAGUGCACUUUCUGGAAGGCGCGUUUACCACGGAUGAUCUAAAGCAGCGAGGAGAUGUGGAGCUGUCCACACUGAACCCACGCACAAAGUGGGAAGUAAAGGACACCAGUGGGACUGUGAUGAUACAGAACGCCAGCAUCCUCAUUUCUGACAUUCCUGCAGUGAAUGGUUUCAUUAACGUCAUUGACCAGGUUUUAAUACCCUCACUGGCAGAUAUUCCCCCGCCACCCCCAGGUCUAAUGCAAGUCCUGAAUCAAACCACCUCCUUCAGCUUGUUCAAGAAGGCUUUACUGCAUUACAAUCUGACAGAGAAAAUUGACUCAUCAGAAAAGUACACCAUUCUUAUUCCUUUCAAUAAAGCAAUAGAGGAUCAUCUCAAUGCAACAGGAUCAGAAGAGCUGGAUGAAGACUCUGUAAGGUAUCACAUCAUAGUGGAAGAAAGACUGCUGCCUGGGAAUCUGAGGAAUGGGAUUCACAAAAGUACUAUGUUGGGAUCCUCUUAUCAAAUAAUGUUUCACAAUAACAAUGAAAACCAGACCUAUGCCAAUGAAGUGCCACUGAACGGGGUAUUUUAUAGUACUAGAAAUGGGAUGUUGAUGGGCAUUUCUCAGCUUUUACACAUUCAUAAGAACCGAUGUGACAAAAACGUAACCAUUCCAACAAAGGGGUUCUGUGGACGUUGUGAUGGAAACUACAGGUGUCCUAAGAGAGCAAUCCCACUUACUCAUGUAGCAGAUAUGGCAGCUCUGAAGUCGAACUGCAAAUACAGAAAAAAGAAUAAAAAAGUGGAUGGUUGUUCCUACCAGUGUUUGACUGUCACCGAGGACCAUAAUUGCUGUCCAGGCUAUUUUGGACUAAAUUGCUUUAAGUGCCCAGGAAAGCCAGGGAACUGGUGUUCCAACAACGGCAUCUGUCAGGAUGGUGUUCUGGGCUCAGGGGAUUGCCUGUGCAAAGAAGGGUUCCACGGCACCGCCUGUGAAGAUUGUGAGCCUGGACGACAUGGGACCAGCUGUGAAUCAGAAUGUACAUGCAUCCAUGGGAAAUGUCUCGAUGGAAUAGGAGGCGAUGGGAAGUGUGUCUGCUACAAAGGGUGGAAAGGAGCAAACUGCUCCGUAGAAAUUGUUGCUGACCCAUGCAAUGACACAUGUGACCCUAACGCCAACUGCUUAACGGGCCUCCCUGGGUCGCUCCCGACCUGCUCUUGCUCUGCUGGAUACGCUGGGAAUGGAAGCUUCUGCUCAGAGAUUAAUCCAUGUGAUAGUGGUAAUGGGGGAUGCUCAGAGCAUGCAAACUGCACUAAGAUCUCCCCUGGGGAGAGGAGCUGCACAUGUACUGAAGGCUACUUUGGUGACGGGGUGGUGUGUAUAGAGAAAGACGGCUGUCUAAUAGACCACGGAGGGUGUCAUCGUCUAGCUGAAUGCAUCAAAACAGGGCCUAAUUUAGUUGGUUGCAACUGUCUCCCAGGCUACAGUGGGGAUGGUAAAAUGUGUUUGCCGAUCAAUCCUUGCAAAACGAACAAUGGAGGCUGCAGUGAUUUUGCCUGGUGUAGAUACACUGAGCCAGGGUCCCGCAAUUGCUCCUGUAGGUUUAGCUAUGUUGGAGAUGGUCUGACAUGCAGAGGAAGGUUACAUCGGGAACUAGACCGAGAACCAGCAGCUUCAUGGUUUAAUAAAAAGGCACAGACGCACAUGUUGAAGGAGUUAAAUGGAGACGGGCCUUUCACUGUCUUUGUUCCCCAUCAGGAUUACAUUAGUAAUGACACGAUAGAGGAGUGGAAGAACAAGAGUCUGACUGGUCACAUGGUACGCUAUCACGUUGUUGGCUGCCAGACGCUGCUGCUCUCUGAUAUUCAGUCCCUCAGCACACUGGUCACUCUGUCUGGAAGCUCCCUGCAGAUAUCGGUGGAAGAGGACACCGUUUACCUAAACAAAGAAGUGAAAAUCGUCAGCAGUGACUUUGUGACCUCCAAUGGGGUUAUUCAUUUUAUUGACAAGGUUUUAGUCCCCAGCGAUCUGCAGAACAAAAGUGACUUACAUCAACCUAAGAAAAAUGUUACUGAAACAGCAGAGUCUCACGGAUAUACUGUAUUCAGCAAGCUGCUGCAGGAUGCAGGCUUGCUGUCGAUGGUACAAAAUAGUCUCCACCACCCUUUCACAAUGCUGUGGCCUACUGACAAGGUUUUUAAUUCUCUCCCUGAUGAAAGAAAGAAAUGGCUGUACAGUGAAGAUCACAGAGAUAAACUGGCAGCGUAUAUCAAAGCUCACAUCAUAAGGGAUAACAAGAUUGUGGCGGCUGAUCUGCCAAAUCAGAAAUCCCUGAGAACACUGUAUGGUUCACUGAUCUCGUUCGCCUGCAGCAGAAACAUAACUGGUGACAUUUUUGUGGAUGAUGGGAAUGCUAAGAUAGUUGACCGGCAGAUAGAGUUCGAUGUUGGGAUUGCUUAUGGGAUAGACCAGCUCCUGGAACCGCCCAACAUGGGGGCCCGCUGCGAUGAUUUUGUAACCACAACGGUUUCUGGUAGGUGUGGGAGCUGCAGUUUCACACCGUCAUGUCCUACUGGAUCGACUAUGGUUAGAGUUAGUCUGUGUUCACAUCCUUACUAUUAUACUUCUGGCUUGUUUCACUCACCUUUUGGGUACCGUAGAAGAUACCAUCAUUUGAUGAAUCCCUUCCACCAUCAGCUUUCAGCUGGUUGUAUGAAGGAAUGCAAUUCUACACAGUGGGUUGAAAAGUGUUGUAAAAAUCAUUAUGGAAGGGAUUGCCAAGUCUGCCCUGGUGGUCUGGAGGCUCCCUGCAGUAACCAUGGUGCUUGUAAUGAUGGGAUGGCUGAACAAGGCAAAUGCAACUGCUCAUUGGGGUUCACCGGGACAACAUGUGGACAGUGCGCUCCCAACCGAUAUGGACCAGACUGUAGGGAAUGCAGUUGCACUGUGCAUGGGAAGUGUGCUGAAGGAAUUGAUGGAGAUGGAAGCUGCUUCUGCAAGGAGGGCUGGACAGGAGAGAACUGUGAACUCCAGCUUGGAGUGAAGCCUGUUUGUACACCUGAAUGCGAUGCCAAUGCUGUAUGCCAGCCUAACAACAUAUGCGAGUGUGAUUCACUGUAUGAGGGGGAUGGUAGAAACUGUACAGUUGUGGAUUUGUGCAUGGAUUCCAAUGGAGGAUGUCAUGAGCACGCAACCUGCACUCAGAACGAUGUCAGUCGCACCUGUACGUGUUUGCCUGCCUAUACGGGAGAUGGCUACUCCUGUACAGCAAUAAACCGCUGUGUAUCUGAUAAUGGAGGAUGUAGUGAAUUUGCCACGUGUAUCUUCACUGGUCCAAAUGAACGAAGGUGUGAAUGCAAUGAAGGCUUUGUGGGUAAUGGAGUGCAGUGUCUGGAAAAAGCAAUUCCUCCACUAGAUCGCUGCUUAGAGGAGAAUGGAGGCUGUCAUCCACAGGCUAUUUGCGCAGACCUUCACUUUGAAGAGAAAACGGCUGGAGUGUUCCAUGUGCAGUCACCGAAAGGGAAAUACAAGCUAACCUACAGUGAUGCGCUGGCAGCCUGCCAGGCUGAAGGAGCUACCAUGGCAACCAUUGCUCAGCUGUCCGCAGCACAGCAGUUUGGUUACCAUUCCUGUGCAGCAGGUUGGCUGGAUUCUGAAAAUGUCGGUUAUCCAACCACAAACCCCUCACUCAACUGUGGCAACAAUCAUGUUGGAGUUGUGCUGUAUAAUAAGCCAGGGAGCCUUUAUGAUGCUUACUGCUACAGAAUUAAAGAUGUCAGUUGCGUCUGUCGAGAUGGAUAUGUAGGGGACGGAGAUUUCUGUAAUGGAAACUUGCUGGAUGUUGUAGCUUCCAAUGCUAAUUUCUCAGUGUUUUACUCUACAUUACUAGAGUAUGCAAACUAUUCUUCAAGGGGAGUAGAACUUGUGGAUUUUCUGUCGAAUUAUACCACGUACGAGACGCUGUUUGUGCCAGCAGACGCUGGAUUUAGAGAGAACGAGACUUUAUCCUUGAGAGACCUUGAGUAUCACAUCUCUGUCAGUGACAGCUUUAUCUUCUACGAUGAAAUGUCUCAUGGCACAGUUAUACCAUCCAGACUGGGUUACAACCUCUCUGUGACUGUAUCCUCAUUUAAGAGAUGGAAGUUAACCAAUGGUUCCAAACUAGUAAACGACCAUCUGAUUGUAGAGUGGGAUAUCCCUGCUUCCAAUGGAAUUCUCCACGUCAUUGAAAGACCUUUGAAGGCCCCGCCUCCUCCAGUCCUGUCUGCUGUGGCUCCUGCCUCCCCUCACAGCUCUGCUGCAGUCAUCUCCACUGUCCUCGCGGUGUGUUUGCUGGCUGUGGCUGCUGGCGGGGUGCUCUACUUCUGCUUCAAACCCAAGAAUGAGGGCUUUCACUUCCGCUAUUUCAAGGCGGACGAAGAUGAAGACGAUGGUAUGCCCUCGCCAGCAGAAGGGAGAUCUUCAUUGGUUUCAGUACCGAAUCCACUGUUCAGUGGUUACAAUGCAUUUACGGAACCUUUUGAUGAAACCACAGACAUUGAUUAUUCAGACACUCAGAAUAUUCUUGGUUAGCCCAAACGAUGCAAGAAAAUCUCAAAUCCCUGCCCGGUGGCCUGUUGUCAGAUAAGUUUCUAGUCUCAAGGGCUGGAUGGUGGAACCACAGAGUGCAUAUACGGGUAUUUUAAAACAAAGUAAUUAGGACAUGACUACUAAUACUACUAUUUCAAGAGAGAUCUGAGGAUCGAUGGGGAAGCUACACUACUGAUAAAUGAUUAGAAACAGCUUUGAAAAACAGUUUACACUAAAAACAUUAAGCACUUGUACUUUGUCAUUGCAAUACUAAGAUAUUCCGUGCAUUUUCAUAAGACAUUACAAAUGAAUUAAAACUGGAACGUUGUUUUUCUGGUGAAAUUAAUAUACAAUUGUGUUGGUUGUUUUGUUUGAACAAAUGCAUUAUUAAAAGUUUGAUGUACUAAUAAAAGUAUUAAAGCUUUGGAAGUUG